AUGCCUCCCACAAUGCAUCCCUUGAAAACGGUUCCUAGCUGGAAAUACUACUUUGCCGCACAUCAUCCAGACGUCCAUUUACAUCACCUAGCCUCACCUAGCUACAGAUUGCUGCCAUGGCUCGUGUUAAAAGUUGCCUUUCUGUUCUGCUGCUAUUCCUUGCUGAGGGGCUCUCUCAGCUGGUGAGAACACAGCAGGUUGUCACAGCAACCCUGGGAGAGGACGCUCACUUCAGCUGCAGGCUCAUGAAACCCAAAGACGUGCUUCAAGUCACCUGGCAGAAAGUGACACCAGGGGCGAUUGAAAAUGUGGCCACCUACAACAAACGAUUUGGACCAGUAGUCAACCCACCUUUUAAGGGGAAAGUGGAGUUUGAAGACGAGGGUCUGCAGAACUGCUCUAUCAUCAUCAGAGGAGUGUCAAGAGGAGAUGAGGGCUGCUACAAGUGUCUGUUUAACGCCUAUCCAGAUGGAGCUAUCAGUGGCAGGACCUGUCUCCGAGUUAAUGAGCUGUAUGGACCCUCACUCCUCAUUACACAAACCAACAACAGUCACACCACUCUGUCCUGUUCUGCUACUGGACGACCUGCUCCUAUAGUGACCUGGGAAGACUCAGAAAUUCUAGAAAAUUCCACAAUUGCCGAUGUCACCCAUCCCAAUGGAACUGUCACUGUCACCAUAACUGCCGCGGUGGCAGCAUUCAGUCUCCCUGACAAAGACACCAUGGUUAGGUGUGUAGUGUCAUCCGGCGGUGCCAUCAAGCAGCGUUCCAUGGUGAUUCCAGCUAGGGAUCAAGCUUCAUUUGCAGGUCAAUCUCAGGUUUCUGAUGAUGACUGGAUCAGUGAUGCAGUGGCUGGUUCAGUGGUUGGUGCAGUGAUGGGUUCAAUGUGUCUCAUUGCUGUAUUCUGUGUAAUACUGUGGUUUCUUAAGAGGAGAAAAGAUACUUCGUCCAGAAAAGCCCCAGCGUCUGACCCUGAAAUCAGUAGGACUCCCACAAAGACACCAACUGAAUGGGACACACCAACCUCCAGUCCACCAACCAGGGACACACCAACCUUCACUCCAUCACAAAUGACCACACCAACCUCCAGUCCAUUCCAAAUGUUACACUCCCUCAGCUCCUCAGCCAAGCGUAGGAUGCAACAAGCACAAGAUGUUGUAGAGAAAAUAUUUCUUGAGAGACCAGAUGACCUGCAAUGUAGAAGGAAACUUUUAGAGGGUUACGAGAACUGAGUGACUACCACACUGCCUCACACACAUCUGUGUGGUUCGGAGACCAUUUCUAUCCAUAGGCAUUAUGGCUACUGAAUAGUGGACUGAAUGGAUGACACACAUAGAUAGGCCUGCUGGUUACUGUAUAUGUAAAUACAGUGUGUAUGUAAAUAUAUUUAGCAGUUGGGUAAUGAUGAAAAAUGAUAAAUCCACACUAGACUUGUGUUUUGUUUUAUUCUUCACUUUUUUAAAUAAAUCAAAUGUUGUAAUAUUAUAACCUACACAAUG
This is a messenger RNA of Coregonus clupeaformis (lake whitefish), 1499 nucleotides long. Its product is annotated as nectin-4. The record is from RefSeq and is a predicted model, not a curated record. Lineage: Eukaryota; Metazoa; Chordata; Actinopteri; Salmoniformes; Salmonidae. The coding region runs from base 117 to 1232 and encodes 371 amino acids. The transcript has 11 exons. Gene Ontology annotation, molecular function: cell-cell adhesion mediator activity.